Messenger RNA from Drosophila elegans, 4892 nucleotides. It is a transcript of the gene Sfmbt, whose product is annotated as polycomb protein Sfmbt. Gene Ontology annotation, molecular function: zinc ion binding. Gene Ontology annotation, biological process: heterochromatin formation; regulation of DNA-templated transcription. Lineage: Eukaryota; Metazoa; Arthropoda; Insecta; Diptera; Drosophilidae. The record is from RefSeq and is a predicted model, not a curated record. The coding region runs from base 306 to 4091 and encodes 1261 amino acids. Gene Ontology annotation, cellular component: nucleus. The transcript has 8 exons.
ACUGGCUAUUAAUUGCAACCCUGCUCGGCGCAAAUGCUAAAGAAGUUAGCUCACAAAAAAAACUGUCGAAAACCUCGCUAAACACAUUAAAAGAGUCUUAAAAUGGCCCACAAAAAGUGCUAGCAGCGACUGAAACUUCAGCCGAACGCGUAAAACGUGAAAAAAGUAGAUUUUUCAAUGCGAUUAUAAUCCUAUCAUACAACUAAGGAAUGUGACGCACCGCAAUAAAGAGCCAUAUUUUCUGAAGAGAAUCCAAGAAAUCGCUUAUAGAUGUUUUUAACAUUCUGAUAAGUAUCGACAGCAGAAUGAAUCCUGCCGAGCUGCGCAUGAUGUGGAUGAGUAGUCAGUACAACUCGGAGCGAAUUACACUAGAGGAUGCGGCCAAUCUUUUGGGUCAUUCCACUGUUGGACUCUCUGUCAUGGAGGACCUCUCCGCCCAUCAGCCCACUUUGGAAAUGAAUCCGAUGAUGAGCCUGAUGGGGGGGGAUUUCACUGGCCAGGCGGCGGCGGCCGCCGCAGCGCUGGGUGUUCAGCCGGGCACCCUGAUUGCCACCAACUCGAACAACCUGUACGGAUUCGCCCACAUGGGCGGUCUGCAGCAGCAACUGCUUCAGCAGUCGGCGGCGGCGGCUGCCUUCCAGAAUUAUGCCGAGGUUAUGGAUGCCGAUGUGGAUACCGGUAUGGUGGGCAUGGCCGCGCACGACGGAGCUCUGAUGGGCGUGGGUGUUGGCGAGGCGGUUGUCGACGAUGACGAGCAGGUGUACGGCCAAUUGGAUGAUGGCUACGACGAUGGCGGAACGGGGCUGGAGCCCAAGCAGGAGAUCAUCAACAUCGAUGACUUUGUGAUGAUGAACGAGGAUAAUAAUUCGUACGAUGGCACCGACUUUAUGACCUCCUCGGACAAGGACAUUUCGCAGUCCUCCUCCUCCUGCAUGACCCAGUUGCCCGGAGGCUUGGGUGUCUCCGGAGUCGAGCAUGAUCUGCUGGUCCCACUGGCCGAUGGCCUUCUACACCACAAACUGCUGGGCACGACUUUGGCCCCUGCGAUGGCCACUCUCAACGGCAAUGCCUUUGGCAACAUUAUGGUCAACACUGAAGCACCCUGUGCGAGCUCCAGCAAGCAAGUGCAGCGCACAUACAGCCUGGCCAAGGGUGCCAACGCCACCGCAACUACCGCCAGCUGCAGCGCCUCCACUUCCUCCUCAUUGCGUUCCCAGCGCAAGACGCGCAAGAUCGAACCCGUGAACAGGCCGGGACUGGUGCUAAAAACACCAAUCGCUUACAAGGGCAACAUUGACCCAUCGGUGAUUCCCAUACAGAAAGACGGCAUGGCUGUCUGUAAACGUUGUGGAGCCAUUGGAGUGAAGCACACCUUCUACACAAAAUCGAGGCGCUUUUGCAGCAUGGCCUGUGCCCGCGGGGAACUCUAUUCGUUGGUACUCAAUAGCAAGAUGGAGGGUGGCCAGCCAAGCACCAGUGCCCCAGUUGCAGGGGCGAGUUCGGAUGCCGGCGAAACGGUCUUGGCUGGCGAACAACUGCAGUCGCAGUCGGAUAUUGAGCUUGAUCUGCAGGCGGCGCAUAUUAAGAAUGCCAAUUACCGCUUCCGUAUCACGGAUCAAUCAAAGAUUACCCAGUUGAACAGCUUUGGCGAACCAAUGUCCUUAGGUGGUGAUGCAGCUGCCAAUAAUGUACAAAUGGCAGCGGACGAAACGAUUGCCGCAUUGAAUGGCGGCGCAGUUGGCGAUGCUGCUGCUCCUGGAGGCGCCGAGGAGGGAGCGGCCACACCCAACUCCUAUUUGAGUGCAGCUCCGACGCCCAAGGCGCUGCGCCUCUUUAAGGAUGUCUACCCACAGGAUGACCUACCGCAGAUACCCAAGUACGAGCGUCUUCCAGCACCAUGUCCGCAGAUGGAGAAGAUCAUUAGCAUACGGCGGCGGAUGUAUGAUCCCACACACUCGUACGAUUGGUUGCCCCGCCUCAGCAAGGAGAACUUCAAUGCGGCGCCAGUGACCUGUUUUCCCCAUGCGCCUGGAUGCGAGGUAUGGGACAAUCUGGGCGUGGGCAUGAAGGUGGAGGUGGAGAACACCGACUGCGAUAGCAUCGAGGUUAUUCAGCCGGGACAGACGCCUACCUCGUUCUGGGUGGCCACCAUUCUGGAGAUCAAGGGCUACAAGGCCUUGAUGAGCUACGAGGGAUUCGAUACGGACUCGCAUGACUUUUGGGUGAAUCUCUGCAACGCCGAGGUGCAUUCGGUGGGCUGGUGUGCAACCCGGGGCAAGCCCCUCAUCCCGCCCCGCACCAUCGAGCAUAAGUACAAGGACUGGAAGGACUUCCUGGUCGGUCGCCUAUCCGGAGCCCGCACUCUUCCCUCCAAUUUCUACAACAAAAUCAACGACAGCCUGCAGUCGCGCUUUCGCCUUGGCCUGAAUCUCGAGUGCGUUGACAAGGAUCGCAUUUCGCAGGUGCGUCUGGCCACCGUCACCAAGAUCGUGGGCAAGCGCCUCUUUCUGCGCUACUUCGAUUCCGACGACGGCUUCUGGUGCCACGAGGAUUCGCCCAUCAUCCAUCCAGUGGGCUGGGCAACCACAGUGGGUCAUAAUCUGGCCGCCCCUCAGGACUAUUUGGAGCGCAUGCUGGCUGGCCGCGAAGCCAUGAUCGAGGUUCAUGAGGACGACGCCACCAUUGAACUGUUCAAGAUGAACUUCACCUUCGACGAAUACUAUAGUGACGGCAAGACCAACAGCUUUGUGGAGGGCAUGAAGCUGGAGGCGGUGGACCCACUCAAUCUCUCUUCUAUUUGUCCGGCCACCGUGAUGGCAGUUCUCAAAUUUGGUUACAUGAUGAUACGCAUUGAUUCCUACCAACCGGAUGCCUCAGGGUCGGAUUGGUUCUGCUACCAUGAAAAGAGUCCGUGCAUCUUUCCAGCUGGAUUCUGCUCUUCCAACAGCAUUUCGGUGACGCCUCCGAAUGGCUACGACUCGCAUACGUUUACCUGGGAGGGUUACCUACGCGACACAGGAGCAGUGGCCGCAAGCCAGCAUCUUUUCCACCGCGUGGUGCCCGACCACGGAUUUGUGAUGGGCAUGAGUCUAGAGUGUGCAGAUCUAAUGGAUCCCCGGCUCGUCUGUGUGGCCACGGUGGCGCGUGUUGUGGGUCGCCUGCUUAAGGUUCACUUUGACGGAUGGACGGACGAGUAUGACCAGUGGUUGGACUGCGAAUCGGCCGAUAUAUAUCCAGUUGGCUGGUGUGUAUUGGUCAACCAUAAGCUGGAGGGACCGCCGAGGGUGGCACAGCAGCAAGCUCCAAAACCUGCCCCAAAGGCCAAGAUACAGCGGAAGCGGAAGCCCAAGAAAGGAGCAGUCGGGGGCAAGACGCCAAACGAUAACACACAGUCAGUCAAAUCACGUACAAUUGCGCUAAAGACCACGCCGCACUUGCCCAAACUGAGCAUUAAACUCGAACUGAAGCCGGAGCAUCACAAUGCUGCCUUUUACGAGAACAAUCAACCAGAGGAAGACGGCGAGGAGGAGGAUCCCGAUGCAGAUGGCGAUGGAGAUGGCGACGGGAGCACCAGCCACAUAUCCGAGCAGUCGACCACACAGUCCUCCAGUGAUCAGAUCGCAGGAUCUGUCUGUGGAAGUGGUUCCGCUUCGCUGGUAACUCUCGCCACGGGCAGCAACAAAAUGGUAAAGAAAUCUUCCACUACUAAAUCUCCUGCGCCACCAACUGUGGGCCGCAAAGCCACUAGCUACAUUGCGAACUCCUCUGCGACGAAUAAUAAAUACAUUCCGCGUCUGGCCGACAUCGAUUCGAGUGAGGCGCACUUGGAGUUAGCACCGGAUUCGUGGAACGUAUAUGACGUGUCCCAGUUCUUGCGCGUGAACGAUUGCACAGCUCACUGCGACACCUUUAGCCGCAACAAGAUCGAUGGGAAGCGACUGCUGCAGCUGACCAAGGACGACAUAAUGCCACUUUUGGGCAUGAAGGUGGGACCAGCACUAAAAAUCUCCGACCUUAUUGCCCAGCUUAAGUGCAAAGUUAAUCCGGGAAGGUCCAGAUCACAUAAGACCAACAAAUCGCCGUUUUUAUAGUGCGUGGAUUUGAACUCGUUCAAAGCUAAACGAAGAAUGUCACCGAUGAAAACGCUUUUAUACGUGUAUACUAAUGCUUAGGCAUGUAGGAUAUAUAUAACGAAUAUAUAUAUAUAUACAUAUUAAAGUAUUUUGUUAGCACUGAAAAUUGAAACACAAACGUUGCCUAGAAUGGAUCGGUUAAUCCAUGAUACAAUUGUAUAACUAACUCAAGUCUCACUGCGCGUUAUUUUUUUACCGAUUAUAUCGUAAACAGAAGAUCGUAGCCGUACGCUCAUGUUAUAUCAGUCAGAGUUCUAUAUCAACAAUUGUAUAGAGAUCAUUGAAUUGGGGACAAUUACAUUUUUUUAAAUCAAUCAUAUUUCUAUAAACGAAAGAGUUAAAAUAAAUGAUGCAUACAACACACAUAUUUAUAUAGAUAUACAUAUGGGGUUUGUACAGCUUAGGUUUGUUAAUUGUAAAUAAGUUCCGACGCUGACCAUAGGCCUCACGAAUGUCGAUUUUAUAUAAAACCAAGAGCGUGAAACCAUCCCAGGAAAUUAGGCAGCAUGUCUAGCAUACAUCGUUCAGUCAUAAGCGAAGCGAUUGGAAGUCGCUCAUAGUGUGUAAGUAAGCUCCACAAUCCAGAUCGCGCUCUCUUCCUCGUUUUAUAACUUUCCGAAGUCACACGUCUCUUCAGGGACACCACGAAUAAGGCAUAUUUUUGAAGAAGGCAACCUUAAUAAUAGAAUAUGUAUUUAGAUAACACUAAGAUACCAGCUAAUGUCAAAAUACUUAAUAAAACCGAAUUCAAAAUUGCAA